GCGGAGGCUUCAGCAAGCAGACUGUUUCGAAAAACAAACUAGAGUUAGAAACGAACACCUUGUUCAUAAGAAAAUCGUUUAUUUUCCAAGUUGCACAAUUGUUUUGCGUUCUCAUUGUUAUAAGAGCUUGAAAAAUUACAGAAUAACCAUGCCUCCAAAAAAAGGCAUUGCUUUCGGAAAAAUUGGAUCUUUUGGACAACUUUCUAUAAGUACCCAACCUGCAACCAAAAGUGAAGAUAGUGGCUUUGGAAAAUUUGGGAAAUCUGAUGAAGAAUUUCGUGUUGAGCCAACAGCAGACGUAGAACGGGCAAUGGGUUUUCAAGGAUUUGGAAAGAAUAAAGCAGCUCCAGUAAAAAAUUUUGACCUGGAAAGUCUUGUUGAACAGAGCAAACAAGUAGCAAGAGAACGUAAUGCACUAAAAGUUAAUGAAGUGGUAAACUCAAUUGAAGAAGAAGUUACUGAAGAAAUGAUUGGGCCUACUCCACCCCCUCAAAAAACAGAAUCAAUUUCCAAGGAAAGUGAGAAAAGUAAAGUUUCAUCAGCUCCAAAAAAGUCUUCUAAGUUAACCACGAGGACUCAUAGUGAUGAUGAAGAUGUUGAUAGUAGUGAUUCUGAUGAUGACGAAACUGGAACUUAUAUUCCAGCAGCAUUGGAAGUGAAUCUAAAUCAUGGUACUAAGCCUGUGUCAGCUCUUAGUGUGGAUCAUUCUGGUGCUCGACUGAUAUCAGGAUCUGUGGAUUAUGAUGUUAAGUUAUGGGACUUUGCAGGAAUGAGCUCCUCUUUACAAAGCUUCAGAACUAUAAGACCAUGUGAAAGUCAUCCUAUCUUGGAUUUACAUUAUUCCAUCACAGGGGAUGCCAUUCUUAUUAUAUCAGGCACUGCUCAGGCCAAAGUUGUCGAUCGUGACGGAUACGAAAAAGCUGAGUGCGUUAAAGGAGAUCAGUACAUCACAGAUAUGGCAAGGACAAAGGGUCACAUAGCUUCACUUGUGGGAGGGUGCUGGCAUCCAAGAGACAAAAUGGAAUUCUUGACCUGCUCUCAAGAUGGAACUUGUCGUAUAUGGAAUGUGGAUGACGUGAAACAACACAAGGGAAUCAUGAAAAGCCGUUCUCAAAAUGGUUUAAGAGCGGCUCCUACGAGCUGCACUUAUAGCAGAGACGGGAAUUUGAUUGCGUGUGCCUGCAAUGACGGCUCUAUACAGAUGUGGGAUCACCGCAAAAUGUUUGUAAAUACGUCCGUACUGAUUCGUAAUGCUCAUCAAUCCGGCACUGAAACUUCCAGCAUCGUUUUCGCCUACGAUGGUCGUAACGUAGCUACGCGUGGAGGUGACUCCACCUUAAAACUCUGGGAUAUACGACAGCCGAAAUCCCCCGUCCAUUCGGCUGGAGAUCUCUUCUCUAGAUUUAGCAUGACAAAUUGUGCAUUUAGUCCCAAUGACCGACUUUUGUUGACUGGUACAUCCUUUCAAAAGGGUGAAAGUGGCGGCAAAGUAGUGUUUCUAGACAGAAAUACGUUCGAGUGCGUUCACGAAAUUGAUGUUCCAAAAGCACACGUCGUUCGUACCCUAUGGCAUCCGAAACUCAACCAGAUCAUUGUUGGUGCUGGUGACGGCAACAUUCAUUUGUAUUACGAUGCUGCCAAGAGCCACAAUGGGGCGAAACUUUGUCUUGGCAAACCCAAAAGAAUCAGACCGCAUGAAAUGAUGUCUACGGUGCGUGUCAUCACACCUCACGCGCUUCCAAUGUUUCGUGAGGACAAACCUAGAUCCACCCGAAGAGCGAUGGAGAAGGCCCGAAAGGAUCCACUAUUGUCCAAACAACCUGAUCUUCCGAUCGGAAAUAAAGGUUCCGGUGGUCGAGUGGCGACAUCAGGCAGUACCUUGUCGUCAUACAUCGUUCGAAAUUUAGGCAUUGCAAGCCGGAUUGAGGAUGAAGGCAACCCAAGAGAAGCCAUUCUUAGGCAUGCUAGUGCUGCGGCCGCAAAUCCAUAUUGGGUCUCCCCCGCAUAUUCUAAAACACAGCCCAAACCUAUCUGGGCACCUGAAAAUAACGAUGGCGAUGAAGAACCAGAAGCCAAAAAAGGAAAAUUGAACUAAGGACGACACGAUUGCUCAUAUCUUCCAAAGUUUAUCCUGUUUUUGUUUGCGCCCUUAAUACGAUUUCGAUUUUAUUUUUGAAUUGAUUGCAAUACUCGCACAUCAUAGACGAAUGAUGACAAGAA
This is a messenger RNA of Daphnia magna, 2220 nucleotides long. Its product is annotated as WD repeat-containing protein 70. Bases 149 to 2095 code for a protein of 648 amino acids. Gene Ontology annotation, molecular function: protein binding. The record is from RefSeq and is a predicted model, not a curated record. The transcript has 8 exons. Gene Ontology annotation, biological process: regulation of DNA double-strand break processing. Gene Ontology annotation, cellular component: site of double-strand break; nucleus. Lineage: Eukaryota; Metazoa; Arthropoda; Branchiopoda; Diplostraca; Daphniidae.